Molecule: messenger RNA, 1071 nt
Organism: Macroventuria anomochaeta
Lineage: Eukaryota; Fungi; Ascomycota; Dothideomycetes; Pleosporales; Didymellaceae
Exons: 1
Coding region: 197-739 (180 amino acids)
Source: RefSeq, a predicted model, not a curated record
AAUCCUAAUACUCCCGCCUCAGAGGUUGCAGGCCCGCUCCGGAGGUGACCGGAGGUUGUACGUCCGCUUCGGAGGUGUGUAAGGACGCUGGGGAUUUGGUGCGUACGGUCAGGGAUAGUACGGAGCGGAUCCGGAUAUUGUCAGGGGAUCUGGAGAGGAUACCGUGACAGCUGACCUCAAAGGUGAGAUCAGUGAUAUGAAAGAGCUUGGGAUGUCCCUCUGCAAGGUGUAUAUGGCUCGGGCUCAGGCCUCAUUGGUGGAGGAUUUGGUCAACAAAGGUACUGAUAAAAGUACUUCAGAUGCCUCCGCAUCUACGGCUCCUAUUACUCCAGAUAAGUCAGGCAACUUUGAUGCAUUUGGCAGUGGCGUACCCUCGUACAGGCUCCUCCAAGCGUUUUUUUCGUAUUGGCACGACCAGGAGAAGGACGACGCCCCUCAAGCCUGUCUUAUUGUUGACCUGGCCAAGGUAUUAGUUGGUCGUGGCUGGAGCGUAGAGUCCCUCCGGGAUCCUAGUAAACUAUCACUUUCAAUGUGGUGUGAUGACAUGGGAUACUUUGCGAUAACGCUUGGCAGAAUGAGGUCUAUGUUAGAAGACUUCAUUGCCUUGCCUAAUUGGAGACGAUGGGUGGAUGUAAGGCAUGGCUGGGAUCAACUUGUGUUCGAUUCUGACUAUUUAUCCCGGGUGGCGGCGGAGGCGGAUGAUUAUGGUGAUCAUAUGGUUGACGUUGCUGGGUCGUAAUUUCUGGCGUUGCUAACUGGAAUCUUGCAUCAACGUUUAUAGAUAAAAGUAUAAAAAAAAUUCAGGCGCUGUUUCUAUAUAUCUUUCUGAGCUCUCACACCAAGCGACAAGUAAAUUAGACGUUGUAGUGGUGUUGUGAUGAUGGCCAUUCAAGCGAAAGUUUUGAAGUUGAAGCAACGCUCACCCUAAACAACUCCUCUGCUAUCUAACCUUACUAUGUUUAGGCAUCUCACUCCACCCCUCAGCAACAACGAGCGAUGGUGACAAGUCUAAAGUGAGUUGUGAGAUCAUGCUUUUGGGUAUACCAGAUUAAUUGCACAUAUCAAUUUGGC